Messenger RNA from Clarias gariepinus (North African catfish), 5798 nucleotides. RefSeq names its product RUNX1 partner transcriptional co-repressor 1 (gene runx1t1). The record is from RefSeq and is a predicted model, not a curated record. The coding region runs from base 609 to 2333 and encodes 574 amino acids. Gene Ontology annotation, molecular function: transcription corepressor activity. Gene Ontology annotation, biological process: DNA-templated transcription; negative regulation of DNA-templated transcription. The transcript has 12 exons. Gene Ontology annotation, cellular component: nucleus. NCBI's taxonomy places the organism in Eukaryota, Metazoa, Chordata, Actinopteri, Siluriformes, Clariidae.
AGUGCGCGCGCGGGUAGGCUACACGGACCUUACGAGCGCGAGAGCCAGACUCGCUUGCGACGACUGUUUUUUUCUUUUUUACGUCCAUUUACUAUUUUUUCUUUCUUUCUGUCCGUCUUUGGGAUUCGCACUUAUAUCCUCCUCAGCGCGGUGUGUUUAUAUUGUUUCUUUCCUCGUUCCUCGGGACAAUAAGAAAUAAUAGAAAUAGAAGCGGAGGAGAGGAGCGCGCGAGCGGGUGCAGCAUCAUCUCGCGCUCACUCUCUCUCUCUCUCUCACUAUCUCUCGGUGUCGCGCGCUUUCCCCAGUCCAGGCACGCGAGCUCUCAGCGCGUCUGCCUUCUAACGGACGUUUUCAAACGGACGCGGAGAACUUCCAGGACCCGUGCAAGAGAGAAUAACGUUUUCACGUCCAAAAAAACAAACAAACUAACAACAACAACAACCAGGGGAUUAAUUUUGCCCUGGUGAACAACCGUGACGCAUGGUGGGAAUUUCUGCUCCUUUUCAGUAUGUGCACCGGAACGGGAAGCUUCAAACAAAACAGAAAUCCUGCAAGCAGAGGAAGUUUAUUUUCACGUGGCUGGAAAUCGCACUGAGAAGCCCUCCACCAUGCCCGACUCUCCCGCUGAUGUGAAAGCACAGUCCAGGUUAACUCCGCCCACCAUGCCUCCACCACCCGGCACACAGGGAGCCCCCAGGACCAGCUCCUUCACCCCGACAACACUAACGAAUGGCACCAGUCACUCCCCUACCGCACUGAACGGCGCUCCCUCGUCCCCCAACGGCUUCAGCAACGGCCCUUCGUCCUCUUCCUCCUCUUCACUGGCCAAUCAGCAGCUCCCCCCAGCAUGCGGCGCCCGGCAGCUCAGCAAGCUGAAGCGCUUCCUCACGACGCUGCAGCAGUUCGGCAACGACAUCUCGCCUGAAAUCGGCGACCGCGUCCGCACACUCGUCCUGGGCCUUGUGAACUCCACGUUAACCAUAGAAGAAUUUCACUCCAAGCUGCAAGAAGCGACCAACUUUCCCCUCCGACCUUUCGUCAUCCCGUUUUUGAAGGCGAACUUGCCGUUACUGCAGCGGGAGCUUCUGCACUGUGCACGCCUGGCCAAGCAGAACCCAGCGCAGUACUUGGCCCAGCACGAGCAGCUGCUACUCGACACCAGCGUCACGUCUCCCGUCGACUCGUCCGAGCUGUUGAUGGACGUCAACGAGAACGGCAAGAGGAGGACGCCGGACAGAACCAAAGAGAACGGCUUUGAGAGGGAGCCCCCGCACCCAGAGCACCCGAGCAAGCGGCCGUGCACCAUUAGUCCCGGUCAGCGUUUCAGCCCCUCCAAUGGACUUUCGUACCAGCCCAACGGCCUUCCUCACACCGCCCCACCGCCCCCGGGCCACUACCGGCUCGACGAGAUGGCAGUCGGCCACCAUUACAGAGACUCGUAUCGCCACACUAACCACCGUGAGAUCCGCGAGCGUCCACGGCCCAUCGGGAUGCACGGCAGCACGCGUCAGGAAGAGGUCAUCGAUCACAGACUCACAGACAGAGAAUGGGCCGAGGAGUGGAAGCACCUUGACCAUGUAAGAAAACUGCUUAACUGCAUCAUGGACAUGGUGGAGAAGACGCGGCGCUCGCUCACCGUUCUCCGGCGAUGUCAAGAGGCUGACCGCGAGGAGCUCAACUACUGGAUCCGGCGCUACAGCGACGCCGAGGAUCUGAAGAAGAGCUCCAGCAGCAGCAGCAGUAGCCAGUCGAGACAGCAGAGCCCCGCAGGACAGGACAGCAACCCUGCAGAGGUUCAUCGGGAGGUGCUCCACAGACCUGUAUCUGGCUACGUUCCCGAGGAGCUCUGGAAGAAAGCAGAAGAGGCCGUGAACGAGGUGAAGAGGCAGGCCAUGUCUGAGCUACAGAAGGCCGUGGCCGAAGCUGAACGCAAGGCUCACGACAUGAUCAGCACCGAACGGGCCAAGAUGGAGCGCACCGUGGCCGAGGCUAAGAGGCAGGCUGCCGAGGACGCGCUGUCCAUCAUCAACCAGCAGGAGGAUUCGAGUGAGAGCUGCUGGAACUGUGGACGCAAGGCAAGCGAGACAUGCAGCGGGUGCAACACGGCGCGCUACUGCGGCUCCUUCUGCCAGCACAAGGACUGGGAGAAACACCACCAUGUGUGCGGGCAGACGCUGCAGGCGCAGCAGCAGGGCGAGACGCCUAGCACCGCCAGCUCCUCGGGCACUCCCAGCAGCAGCGCUGGCAGCCCCGCAGACACCCCCUCGGCCGCUGCCACGCCACGCUCGGACACGCCUGGCACGCCGUCGGCAUUAGAGCCCGUGCCGCGCUAGAGCCAAACCCAUCACAGCCCCGCCAGGACUGUCUCACCUCACCUCGCUUACUCAAACAUGCUAAUUCUAACAUGCUAACCGAGAAAAAGAGGACUAGUUCCACAGAGCGACCGCCCCAACCGGAGGUCCGUAUCGGGUCAUAUUGACUUGCUAUGACAGAGAACACAAAGAUAUUCUUUGUGUAAAAUUCUCACCAUCCUUUAAUGCGCCCAAUUGCAACUAUAAGAAUAUUUUCUUUUGUUUUGUUUUUUGUGUUAAAUGUUUCCUGUAAAUAAGCAGAAAAAAAAGAGAGAAAGACCUCUGGAUCAGCACAUUAAACCUCCCGUUCGAUUCGUUUGUUUGCUGUUUGUUUGUUUGUUUGUUUUGCCUGUUUUCAGCGCUUCUUCCGCGCCCCCUCCUCCUUUCCACUAGCUGGGAUAUGAAACUAGUUGACCUCAACAAAAGACACUUUACCAAAUGACAAACCAAGGGAUUACUCCAUAGCUGUUGACGCAAAGACGCAAAAAAAAACAAGUGAUUAUACGAAAGACAGCGUUUCAAUCAAAACAAACAAAAACAUUACAGGACAAAAACACCAACAACAACAACAUCAGGGCAGGACAUUGUGGAGUAAAAGACGAAUAGCAUGUUACUGAACUCGGCAGACCUUCAGCACCGUGUGCAGAUGCGCAGCAGAUUGUGAAGGAACGCAGAUGUUCCCUCCUUUUUUUUUCUCUUUUUUUUUUCCUUACACGUCUGCAAGACAUUUGAUGCUAUCCAGGUCAGUGGUCUGAAAAAUAAAAAGUCUGUUUUUUUUCGCGGGGAGAAAUGUAAAGGCACGGAGGACCGAGCAGCUUGAUGAGCGCAGCUUCAUGAUGAGCGCGCUGCGUCAGCUCCAAAAACAGGAAGUGAAGUCAUCAGCCCACCCAAGCACGACCCUCAGUAUGACAGCUGUGCUGGAUGAAGGGUGGGGAAAAAAACAAAAAAAACAAACGGCACGUUCCUCCACUUCUGCCCAGCUUCUGCCAGCCCUACUUUCUUUCUGUUCUUUUUUUUUUUUCUUUUUUCCUCUUAGCUUUCAUUGUGUUGAACAUUUGUGUCCCAUGCUGUCCUUGAUGCUUAUUUAUUGUACAUGUUGGAAAAAAAUCGUGAUCAUGCAUUCUUAAAAAAAAAAAAAAAAAACAAGCAAAAAAAGAUUUAGGCCCAUCCUUCUAGCUGGUGCAAAAUGACAUAUUAAGCAUAUCGCGAGCUGCUUUCCUGUCUGUGAGUGUUUGUGGUAGUUCCUUAGUAGUUGUUUAACAAGAAGGAAAAAAAAAGAAUCCAGUCGUCCUCAAAAAAGGAGACAAAAGCUAAUCCCUCAGAGCUGCUGCUUCAGUCUAACGCCGACCUUUUCUGAGAACUAGCAUGUUACACGGAAUGCUAACAUUAAUGUUUUUGUACAUGAGACGUACAUACUUGUAUUUGCACUGUCACGACGUUCCUUUCAGCAUGCUUCUCCGUUUCCAAGUUUCUCAGUAGAGAACCUCGCGUCACUGACUCCGCAGUGCUUCUUUACCUACAGUAGCUGUGAUCCUUAUUUUCUUUAAGAAAAAAAAAGGGAAAAAUUGUUUCCAGACCUGCUUCUUUUUUUCUUUUUUUUUUUCUUAUCCUAAACGCGAUAGCGGGAAACGUCAUACCUUUUGCUUUGAAUAGUUACGAACAGUGCAUGCACAUUACUGAAUGUUGAAGUAUAUGUUCUUUUUUGUUCAUUUUCUACAAAAAAGAGGAAAAACAAGUAUUUAAAAAAAGGUAAAAAAAAAAUAAAAAAAAACACACGCUAAGAAUCUAACUUUCCAAAUGCAGAAGUGUAAACAGACAGCUCUAACACUGCAAAGCACCAGGUUACACAGUAUUACGAAAAAAAAAAAAAAGAAUAAACAUGGAAGACAGCCAAAGACCGACACGAAGGACCAAAACCUGAUUUUAUUCUAUAUGUAAAUGUAACAAAAACAAAAAACAAACAAAAAAAAAAAACCACAUCAAACACACCAUCGAUUCUUUUGUUUUAUCCGAGAGUUCAUUAGCGGAAACCUUUAACAUUUUCCUGUCGAAAGCCAAGACCAGCCCUGCUCAGCCUGAACGGAGGACUAGCGAAGUCACGCUUGUGAUCGCGCGACGAGAUCGUGGAUGCGACCUAAUGAGCAAUAAUCGAGACAGUGGCACGAAUCCGUUAUAUCAGAUUUAUAGCUAGCGAGGUUUUCCUUCAGCAGCCCCAAGCUUGCAAUGCAGACUAAUUCAACUAAAGCAGCACUUAUUCAUUUUAUGCAGCACAUUUCUCUAUCAGCCAGGAUCAUACAGUAAAGCCAUGCAAUUUCAUGACGAUCAGUUUUAAGAGCGGGAAACCCAUGGUGCUAAACAUGAAACCCUCUUCCUCCUCUGUUUCUCCCUUUUUUUCUGAGCUGAAGCGAUCCAAACUUUUAGUUCACAACCAAAUUUUGUAAUUUUUCUUUUUUUUUUUUAAACACAUCCACUUAACAAUAUAGUCGGUGUAAUCAAAAACAAACAAACAAGUACUGUGGAAGUCUUAAUGAGUACCUAUAAAGCUCCUUCUCUACUUCUGUACUUCUUCUAAAAUAUCUGUUUUGCUACAAUUUUUUUUCCUCCGUGGCAUAAAAAAAAAAAAAACGAGAAAAAAAAAAAAUACCCUCACUCUACCUCUGACAGCACGUUACAAGCACCAGUCGCUGAGCAGACACUGGUCGAGUCAAACCAAAUGGGCACGUGAGAACAGGACUAAAAAAAAAACGAAAUAAAUCCAAAGUUAAAAGCUCAUACAGCUGCGAAACCAUAUCACUACUUGGUAACGAUGCAGACCUCAUUAAGAGAGAACUUAAAGAAUAGAAGAAAUAUGCUAAAAAAAAAUCUUUUUAUGUUCAUUUUUGCUCUAGGCCACUUGUCAGCGUCGUCUAGGUUCAUGCUCUAAAACACGAGGCGUGCUCAACGUAAAGAAGGCUGGUCAUUUUUUUUGCGCAUGCCUGUCUUCGGAUGAUAUAUUAAGGGAGAUACACGUGCGUUUUUCAAUUUGUAAAGCGAAUAAACGUCGAGCCUGAGCGAGUCGAUGAUUCGGGUGGGUAAGGGACGGGUGGGUUCGGGCACAAAGAAAUGAAAACUUUUUAUUGUGAAGAAAAGCUCAAAUAAAUGAAGGUUAUUGUGCAAUACUUAAUUGAAACAUGAACCACAGGUUAAUGGUAGACUGACACUGGGGGUGUGUGCUCUCUCAUCACACUGUUUCAGUACGUUGUUGAGCUUUGGAGUCUACUAUGUCACAACUGUGGUUUCCUGUUUUUUUUUUUGUUUUUUUGUUUUUUCUCGGUUUCAUUUGUUUUUCUUUUUUUAUUAUUAUUUUUGGGGGCUAUAAUCAAUGGUCUGUCAGUCUGUGAAACUUUGCAGUAUGAUUCUGGUAUUGUCGUAAUCUUUACUGUGUAAUAAAUAUGUUAAUACUAAGAA